This is a messenger RNA of Tigriopus californicus, 1946 nucleotides long. RefSeq lists its product as uncharacterized. Gene Ontology annotation, molecular function: GTPase activity; GTP binding. Bases 955 to 1524 code for a protein of 189 amino acids. Lineage: Eukaryota; Metazoa; Arthropoda; Copepoda; Harpacticoida; Harpacticidae. The transcript has 3 exons. The record is from RefSeq and is a predicted model, not a curated record.
GACCUCGAGCGAGUGAAGUAGCGAAGCAAACUACUGAUUCAGUAGUCGGUGUGUGAGGCAAUAUUGGGCCCAGGAACUCGAACUCACAUACGCACACUCAACCAGAACUGAAGUGUGUGUGUGUGUGUGUGUACACACAGCAUGUGCAAUAUACAUUCAAGAACUCCUAGAUAGAGGCGAGAGAACGAGCGAACCAUCAGCACCACCAUUGCCCCCGUCCUUACCUCCCCGGUGCUGCUCCUUCUUCUCUCCGUGUUCUCCACCAUAUUCGCUACUGGAGUAUGGACUCGUACUACGAAUUACACGUACCUCACGAGUCGCUCACGAAUCACAACGGCAUGGAGAGACAGAGAAACACAGACGGAGGAGAGAGGACACUUACUACAUGAACCGCACUGUUUUGAGCCGCCGAGAACGGCACACCCGCCGCCCUAGUCGACAUACACACCACUAGAACUACUAUACUCGGAGGAAAAGCACAAAUUGACAGGAAGUGGCGAUCUCUUGGCUCGUUUGCUCGCACUCCACAUUGGACCCAAAAAAUCAACAUGCCUAGUGAAUUGGACCACAGUGCUGGUGCUCGUGACAGACAACCCCAUCAUCGAGUCUGAUCCGAGGAAUCCGUGCUCCACAACAACCUGAGUGGCCACCACCACCAUCACCUCUUGGAGUGGACGAGCGUCAUCCGCAUCCUCAUCAUCGUUCCAUGCAUCCAUCCCUUCAUCCAUGCACCUAUCCAUGGAUCGGAGUGAAUGUGAUCAGCUGUCGUGAAAUUCCUGCACAAUCUGUUAGCCUUCCAUCAUGUGUCAUCCGCACCAAAUUGGAUUCGAACCCGUUGUUCAGCUUUCUGAAGUCUAAGUAACCCUUCUUCCUCCACCGCUCCAUCCACCCUUCUUCUUUCCUCGUGCAAUCCAUCAAUCAAUCACUUGGUUCAAGCCAGUUCCAAAGCCAAAGAUGAGCUUCAAAGGUCUCACCUCGUCCUCUCAAGAGAAGAGAGCGGAGAGGCAAAAGAGUCUGGAGCCCUCGUUCAAGCUAGUCAUGAUUGGGGAUUCCGGGGUCGGGAAAUCGUGUCUAUUGGAGAAACUACUCGACCUUUCAUCUACCAAUGCAUUUAUUUCCACAAUCGGGGUGGAUGUCAGAACCCACGUCAUCAAUGUGAAUGGUCACGCUUUCAAGCUCCAGGUGUGGGAUACGGGCGGUCAACAACGCUAUCGUCCCGUGUUAUCCUCGUGCUAUCGCAACGUGCAUGGGAUUAUCAUGGUGUUUGAUGUGACCAACGUCAAAUCCUUCGCCAAUCUACCCCAAUGGAUCAAAGAAGUGAAGGAGUUCGCUCCGAAUCAGGGUGUUGUACCCAAGCUUCUAAUUGGCAACAAAAGCGACCUAGCAGAUCGGCGCGAGGUGAAGCAGGAGAUUGCCGAAGCCUUUGCCAAAGAACACUCCAUGUCCUACAUCGAGACGUCAGCCAUUGCCACCACAAACAUUCGGGAGGCGUUCAUGGCUCUCUUGCAAAGCAACAACGACUGAAAGUGACAGACCUCUUCGUCACUUCUUCCCCCUUAUCCUCUCCUCGUCGUCGCACACCAAACAGUUCACUAGAUAUUGUACUACAUUAUCGGUGUUGUGCUUGAUCAUCUUCAUCGCCACAUCUUUGGAGCAGAUUGUGUGGUGUGACGGGGGAUGCUCCUAUUUUUGGAUGGAACUGUGUAGGAGAUAGUGUAACUUGGUUUAAAACGACAUGAGAAGGGAGAGACUCAAUGGUGAAUCGAAAUGUUGGCAAUGGUUGUGAUCCUAGCCAACCUACCCUAGUUCUCUCAAAAUCUGUGUUUUUUCUUACAUUCACCCUAGAACGUUGAGAAUUGACCCCUUAUACUGAUCUUGAACCCAACCACUCCCAUAUUAAGCUGUGAUGUACGAAUGCACAUUCCAGGCCAUAUUCGGACUUCUAC